AUGGCGGCCGCGGGGGGCGACAAGAUCAUCGUGCGGGCGCUGCUGGCGGCCGGCGCGGACCCGGGCGCGCACCUCACCGUGCCGCCGACCUCCUUCACAACCCCCGCCAGCGUGGCGGAUGAGUAUGGGCACCCCGAGGUCGCGCAGCUGCUGCUGAGCGCCACCGCCGCCAGAGCAGAGAAAGCGACUGCAAAUGGCGCAGCGGCGCCAGACGUGCCGGAGGGGAACGGGAGAGGCUGA
This is a messenger RNA of Chlorella variabilis, 240 nucleotides long. RefSeq lists its product as hypothetical. The coding region runs from base 1 to 240 and encodes 79 amino acids. The record is from RefSeq and is a predicted model, not a curated record. NCBI's taxonomy places the organism in Eukaryota, Viridiplantae, Chlorophyta, Trebouxiophyceae, Chlorellales, Chlorellaceae. The transcript has 2 exons.